Messenger RNA from Microdochium trichocladiopsis, 1561 nucleotides. Its product is annotated as voltage-dependent anion channel-domain-containing protein. The coding region runs from base 137 to 1483 and encodes 448 amino acids. Gene Ontology annotation, cellular component: membrane. NCBI's taxonomy places the organism in Eukaryota, Fungi, Ascomycota, Sordariomycetes, Xylariales, Microdochiaceae. Gene Ontology annotation, molecular function: malate transmembrane transporter activity. The transcript is spliced from 9 exons. The record is from RefSeq and is a predicted model, not a curated record. Gene Ontology annotation, biological process: malate transmembrane transport.
UGCAGGGCGUUGUCUUCCUCACCACCCUCAUCAACUUCCACCUGGCGCUCUUCCACGCAGAGCCCAUCAUAAUCGCCGGCCUUUAUAUUGUCACGCGUGUCUUGGGCCGCUCCGCCGAUGACUUCUGUCUCGAGACAUGUCCCGAGUACUGAGCCCCGCCGCUCUCGACGCCGCCGCCACGGGCUACAUCACCCCGUCUGAGGAGUGUUCGGCCGCCGAGUUCCCUUUCUCCACCGCCCGAGAUACUUCAGGCUUCGUCGAACGACGUGUGGCUCCAAAGUGCCAACAUGCGCCCGCUCCUGCGGAUAGCCUCGCUCGCAUGCUCUCGCACGCUUACAAACACAAACCAGGCAGCAAAGUCAGCCUCCGCGAUAGGAUAUGUUGCUACCAGUGGACCUGGUUCACAAUGACCAUGGCAACCGGAGGAAUUGCUAAUGCACUGCACGCGAUAUGGACUGGCUACCAAACGAAUUGGCUUUACUAUAUCGGCUUGGCAUAUUUCUUGCUGAACUUAACCUUGUUCGUCAUGAACUGUGUCUUGAUCUCUUUGCGAUUUGCCUUCGUGUCAGGCAGCUUCAUCAACUCCUUCCGCGACCAGUUUGAGUCUCUCUUCAUUCCAGCAGUUGUUGUCUCCAUGGGAACCAUUCUCAUUAAUAGUUGCGAGUACGGCAUCCCACGAGCGCCGUGGUUGGCGCCAGUGAUGGUGCACCUCUAUUGGAUAUACAUAGCCGUCAGCAUGUUUGCCAGUGCUGGCAUGUAUUUGAUUUUGUGGUCAACGCAGAUUUUCCCGAUCCACACCAUGACACCUGUCUGGGUGUUUCCAGCAUACCCGCUGCUCCUGACAGCCCCUCUGGCAGGCAACCUUAUAUAUUCUGCAACAUUACACGGUUCGCAAGCAGAAAUACCAUAUGUAGCACUCGCCUUCAGUGCCGUGAGUGUUCAGGGAGCAGGGUUUCUGAUUAGCUUCAUGAUUUGCGCCGCCUUCAUCUAUCGACUCAUGACUCAAAAACUACCAAGAGACAUGCAACGUCCCGGUGUGUUCAUCUCCAUAGGCCCUGGAGGCUUCACGGUAGCUGGAAUUGUGCUUCUCGGCCAGCUCUCGGACCAUAUUAUCCCUGCCAAAUUUCAGGGCGAAGAACACGCAGUCUUCAUAGUACGAAUUCUGUCAGUCCUUAUUGGUCUUUGGCUCUGGGGGCUCAGUUUCUGGUUCUUCCUGGUAUCUGUUGGGUCUUUGUGGAAGUACCUCAUUCCCGGCCACCGCCUGCCCUUCCAAAUGACCUGGUGGUCGUUCGUCUUUCCGAACACGGCCCUGGUAACUGCAACCCUCCAGCUCGCUACGGCUUUAGACAGCCCCGGGUUCAGGGUUUUUGGCUGCGUCAUGGCAGCCUGCCUAGUCGUGGUCUGGAUUGCAGUGUUUGCAACCAUGAUACACUGCUUGGUGAAGAAGCAGCUUCUGUGGCCGGAACAGGCUUCAGAUGACUAGAUCCUGAUGUUUACUUCGAGAGCUGCAUUACCUCAAUAAAUUAUUGAUAUCCCUCAUAACUUGUGCAUACAAGUUAUU